AUUGGCAAUUAAUUACCAGGAACUUUUUCUUUGUGUGUGGGUGUGGGGGUUGUAAUAGUUCUCUUGACCUUUUGCUGCAGUCAUGGUAGACUUUCUGCUUGAUUUUCUGCUCCAUUGCAUUCUCCUUGAUUUUGUUGAGAYYUGGCCAUUUCGGAAYUAGGCAUUYGGGGAUGCUUGGAAGGUUGUCUCUGAUGUUUCGACCGAAGAGCAAAUCAGCGGGUGACCUUCCGAUCUCUAAGGGUGUGGCUYUGUAAGMUAAUAGUGCUCUUGCCGGGUCACUUGCUUUCUUCAGAAGGAUUUUGGCUGUCUGUACAGCACGUUCAGCUUGUCCGAUAGACUGAGGAUAACCAGGGYUGCYUGUUUCGUGUUUGAAUUCCCAGUCUUUGGCGAACUUGGCAAAUUCAGCUGAGUCAAACUGGGGCCCGUUGUCGGAUCGCRGCUUCUCAGGUAWGCCGUGGCGUGCAAAGAUUGACUUUAAAGCUCUGAUGGUUUCACUUGAUGAGAGUGAGUUCAGAAGACUGACUUCCCGGUACUUCGAGAAAUAAUCGACCACGAUCAAAUAUGGRCGACCCUUCAGGAAACAUAGRWCUGUUYCAAAGAUCUGCCAUGGUCGAUCAGGCACAGGGUUUUGAGACAGAUAAUUCAUCUUCAACUGCGAUUGUGGAUAAAGACUUCACCAUUGUGAACAAAAGUCUGACGUUCCCUCCUGGGAAGAAUAGGGUGUCACUUCAAAUCAAGAUUAUUCAUGACCGUGUAGCAGAAAGUCCUGAAAUACUGGUACUGCGUAUGAUAAGUCUGGACGAGCAAAUGGUGAUAAUCGGGAAAAAUAACACGGCCAAAGUCAAAAUCCUCGACAAGUUUGAUAACGAAGAAGCAGCAAUACAAAAACAAAAACAAGAACAGAUCGAAGAUGAGAAACGACGUGAUAUCUACACUCUGCUGAUCGUGGCUAUCGUUUUGACUGUUUUGUUGUUUCUUUGUGGAAUCGUUGUUUUUGCUUGUUUCAUCAUCAAAUUAAAACAGGCCUGAGAGAUGACAAUCAAGAAUGAUCMUGCUAUGCCAUUUGCUUGUUUGAAAGUCACAGUUCUGUAUUGCUGAACUACACAAUUAUUUUUGCUUUUGCUUUWGCUUCAACGGGAAAUUUAAAUUCAUAAUUUUUAAGUCGGCAAUGUCUGUCAAGAUGCACUGCAGUACUGCUUAGCACAAGUGACACUAUUUACAAAAUGAGCUGACUUUACUUAGUUGUUCUGCUAUACAGUAUUUCACGUCAACUUUGUGAUUCUUUGGGUUUCGUUGAAAAUAAUCAAAAAUAUUCAUCGUUUUGCUUAACUCGAUAAGACAGCACAACAAAUAUAUUCAUAAGAAUAGGUCACUCUGAAAUUGAGCAAGAGACUGUGGCGAGUUUUGUAUUUUUAUCUCAUUGGCAAAACUUUUUCUAAUCGUAUGAACAUAUGCAAUCUUUUUACAUUUUUGACACUUUUGAAAGCCUGUAAUUCUUUGCAUUGAAACAUGCUCAAAUUUAGCAGACGUACUAAUCUYGAGAUUUUUUCAAGAAUGAWUUUUUUUUYCAAAACUCGCCCUUUUCUAUUUGACGCAYUUUUUAAUAUUGCCGGCUGAUUAAUUGGCCAUUGCUUAUUGCAACUUCAUUUAUUUAGAUUUACUGCUCGAAAUUUUGGAUAUCCCAGUUUCACACACUAARCAUAUUACAAUAUUUUCGACUUAUCUUUAAAGCAUAUAGAUUUUUUUUAGCUUGGGCGUAAUCUUUUCUUUGGUGUGACCACRUGUCAUUCCUCAAGAGGAUCAUGCCACUCUUUGUUUAACGAUUGCGCAUGACAAGAAGUAUCAUUAUGAAUACAACUUAAACAAAGAAUCUUAUUUUCAGGAGAAUGACACGUGGUCUGAAACUGGCAAACAGCACGACCAACACAAAAUAUGGUCUAUGUCUUCGUUAUAUUUCUAAAAGUGGUUACACUUAAUCUGCAAAACAGUAGUGARUUUAUUUUAUACUUAAUAGUAUAAAAUAGUAAAAUGUCUUCUUUUCUCGAAAUUUGUUUUAUUAAGUACUAUUUACUACAACUUAGUGCUAAUUACAUAGUACUGUUUCACAGAUAGUAGUGUUUGCACUAUAGAGUGCCAACAAUAUAUCCGCGAAAUAUUAGUAAUACUAACUUACACUAUUUUAUGCUAAUUCUAUAGUUUUCUUUUGUUUAACUAGCACUAUUUUGAACAACUGAGUAAUUAGUGUUUCACGGAUAUGUUGUUUGCACUCUAGURCCGAAUCAUUUUAUACUGCAUGCGAUAAGAGCAAUCAAUUUAUGCCUAUCGAAAAACUUGUUUUCACUACA
Actinia tenebrosa (Australian red waratah sea anemone) is the source of this 2345-nucleotide messenger RNA. RefSeq lists its product as uncharacterized. Lineage: Eukaryota; Metazoa; Cnidaria; Anthozoa; Actiniaria; Actiniidae. The record is from RefSeq and is a predicted model, not a curated record. Gene Ontology annotation, biological process: cell communication; metal ion transport. Gene Ontology annotation, cellular component: membrane.